AAAUACUUGAUAUUUUGCAUAUUCCUCUUCAACCUUGCUCACGGAGCCGCCACUGUUCUGACCCUAAAUAACUGCACUUCAAAUGAAAAAAUCGAGGAAGUUUCUUGCCUUUUUCGCCUUGCCGGUUUCCAAGUAAGAUUCCAGAGUAUCCGGAACGACACAACCGAAAUGCUGAAAGAGAUGCCUCGAUCCUGCGAAUCCCUGCACUCUUGCCUCUCGAACCUCACAUGCAGUUCCCUACCAGAAUCGGAUCGUAAAAAUCUUGUGCGUGUGGUGAAGAAAUUCUGCGAUGCGAUAUUAUAUGUGGUUGAUGAGUUCAGACCAUGUGAUUUGAAAAUGGAAAAAAAAGAAGUCCAAGUGCUACACGAGCUGGAAGCCCAAUUUCAAAAAUUUGGAGGAAACUUGCGAUUUUUUCUUUGGAGAAAAAAGUUGUGUUCAACAGGAAAUAACCGAGACAUGUGGAGAAAACGUUUGGGCACCGUUCCGUCUGGUAAGGCUUCAACAUACGGAUAUUUUAAGAAAAACAUAUAUAUUUCAGCAUUUUGGAAAUAUUUUCAAGUGUGAGCUCAGCAGCGCCAAUCAAUAA
Caenorhabditis elegans is the source of this 586-nucleotide messenger RNA. NCBI's taxonomy places the organism in Eukaryota, Metazoa, Nematoda, Chromadorea, Rhabditida, Rhabditidae. The record is from the annotation of a RefSeq genome assembly.